This is a messenger RNA of Aspergillus campestris IBT 28561, 2469 nucleotides long. Its product is annotated as TPR-like protein. Bases 1 to 2469 code for a protein of 822 amino acids. The record is from RefSeq and is a predicted model, not a curated record. Lineage: Eukaryota; Fungi; Ascomycota; Eurotiomycetes; Eurotiales; Aspergillaceae. Gene Ontology annotation, molecular function: protein binding; ADP binding. The transcript is spliced from 4 exons.
AUGUCAGGCCUAGAGGUGAUCGGCAGCAUCUCUGCGGUCAUUACUCUCCUUGAGGCCUCGAUCAAAAUCUAUGACAGCGCCCAGAAUGACAUCAAGUUAACUAAGACAUUCAAGGUCGUUGGACGCCGACUGCCCGUCAUACUCCAUAUUCUUCAGAAAUGCAAGAAAGACCUUGAACCUGGUAACGACUCAAUGCCUCCAGAUGUUUGCAAUGCUUUAGAUGAUAUCCUUGCUGCGUGCGACGAAAAGGCAAAGAAAUUGAGAGAAAUAUUCGAAAAGGUCAUCCCUGGUGAGAAGGAUGCGUGGGAUAAACGAUACGCAAAGGUGUUUCGGAGAGUUGGAAAAGGAAAUGAAGUUGAAGAGCUCAUGUCUACGCUGACUGAAGACGUUCAGCUCAUUGUGAAUAACCACGCGCUAACAUUGUUCAUGGUUACCCCAGAGAAGAAAGAAGACUUUAGCUUCCAUGGACCACUUGGUGCCUGCCUUGGUCAGGCGCCUUACAUCACAGCUGAGCACUUCGUCGGUCGUCGCCACGAGCUUGAUGAGAUUGCAAAGGUCCUAAGCCCCAAAUACAAGCCUCAAAAGCAACAGCGAGUAAUCCUCGGUGGUAUGGGUGGCGUCGGCAAGACCCAGCUUGCUAUCGCGUACGCAGAGUCGCGCCCUGGAUCUUAUAGCUCGGUGUUUUGGCUGGAUGCAGCAUCUGAGGCCGCUUUGAAAGACAGUUUUCGAUCGCUCGCUAACUUCAUCUUCGACAUCCGAAAUCUCGACGUGCUGGAAGAUAAAGAGAUCGUGAGACGUAUACAUAAAUGGCUAUCUGAUCCGAACAAUACUGGAUGGUUGUUGAUCUUUGACAACUAUGAUGAACCCAGCCUGUUCGAAAUUGAGAAGUAUUAUCCCCCUACUUCUCAUGGAGCUAUUGUGGUCACUACCCGGCGGCCGGAUAUUGUUGCUGGGAGUACCCUGCAUAUAAAGCCUUUUCAAAAGAUCGAGGACAGUCUCGCAAUCUUACAAACCCGAUCGAAGCGGGAGAAUGUUCAACUCGAUCCUCACGCAAAACGCCUUGCAGAGCGCCUUGCAGGCCUUCCAUUGGCUUUAGCAACCGUUGGGACUUUUCUUCGGCGAAGCACCUUUACUUUCGAGCGCUAUCUGCAAGAGUACGAGAAUGACUGGAAUGUUGACCCCCACCGGCCCAUUAAGCUCCAGGACUACCAAGAGCGAACACUCUACACAACCUGGAAUUUAUCAUACGCUCGCCUGAAAAUUGACGACCCAGACGCGGCAAAAUUACCAAAACUACUGGCCUAUUUUGGUAACCAGAGCUUUUGGUACGAGCUUUUUCAUGCAGGAAUCACCGCCACUUCUCCUGAGUGGCUUCGUGAACUAGUAACAGACUACACUGAUUUCGAUGGAGCGAUGAGAAUCCUGACCGAAUACGAUUUUCUGGAUUUUCACCAAACGUUAGGAUCAUGGAACAUGCAUAACUGUGUGCACGACUGGACACUAGCGGCACUUAAUGAGGAAAUUGAUACAGAGAAUUACUGGUAUGCAUUUGACUGCGUUGAUGCGGUUAUCAACGGGGCAUCCAGAGAUGCCCUAAGGCAUACUUCAUACUCUCGAUUGGCCAGACAUGCAGCACAACUAGUGCAGCAGCGCUUCCUUCAAUGCGAUAUCAUUUCUACUUCCGCGCCCGAUCAGUUUGAGAAGGUGUCACGUGUCUCGAGACUGCUUCAAGAACAGUUCCAGCUUGUUUCUGCGAAGCAAAUCCUAUAUAAGAGACUAGGCGAGCUGAAUAAGGCCGAGCAGAUGUAUACACGAGCGCUCACUGGCAGGAAGAAAGCUUUAGGAACGGACGAUCUAUUUACUCUCGGUGUCACCAGUGAUCUAGGGGCCCUAUACCGGUAUCAAGGCAAGCUAGACAUGGCAGAGCAGAUGUAUACACACACGCUGGAUGGGAUGGAGAACAUGCUGGAACUCGACAACCAAUUAUUAUUCUCGACUCUCAGCGAACUGGCGGUCUUAUAUCGUGACCAAGACAGGCUGGAUAAGGCAGAACAGACGUAUAUACGGGCGCUAGCUGGGAUGGAGAGCGUGCUGGAGCCAGACAGCCAAUUGGUAUUCGUGACUCUUAACAAUUUUGGGGCGCUAUAUUACCGUCAGGACAAGCUGGAUGAGGCAGAGCAGACGUAUGUGCGGGCACUAGCUGGGAUGGAGAAAAUGUUAGGACCAGAUCAUAUAUUCACCCUCACCACUGUCAGCAAUCUAGGGAUAGUAUAUCAGCGCCAACACAAGCUAGAUAAGGCAGAGGAGAUGCAUAUGCGAGCGCUAGUGGGCAGGGAGAAAACACUGGGACGGGACGACAUAACAACUCUCAACACUGUUAAUAAUCUUGGGGACAUAUGGCGUGACCAAGGUAAGCUGAACAAGUCAGAGCAAAUGUAUCUACGGGCGAGACAGGGGAACGAGCAUUAG